AUGGCCGACGCUCUCGCAACGCAGCUGAAUACCACAAGUCUGGAAGAUGCAAGUUCAGAUCCGAAAUGGAAGGACCAACUGAAACUACCAGCAAAGGAUGGCAGACCGCAAACAGAGGAUGUGACCGCUACCAAGGGCCUAGAGUUCGAAGACUUUUACAUCAAACGCGAACUUAUGAUGGGCAUUUUCGAGGCUGGAUUCGAAAAACCUUCGCCUAUUCAAGAAGAAACUAUUCCAGUAGCCCUUACUGGGAGAGAUAUUCUGGCCAGGGCAAAAAAUGGGACAGGAAAGACUGCCGCCUUCGUCAUCCCUACACUUGAACGCAUCAAUCCUAAAAGCACGAAAACACAGGCCCUUAUUCUUGUUCCAACACGAGAGCUUGCACUUCAAACAUCGCACGUCUGCAAAACUCUCGGGAAACAUCUCGGAAUCAACGUCAUGGUAACUACUGGAGGCACUGGUUUGAUGGAUGAUAUCAUCAGAUUAAACGAUGCCGUCCACAUUCUCGUGGGGACACCAGGAAGAGUGCUAGAUCUUGCAAGCAAGGGCGUCGCUGACCUGUCUGAAUGCCCUACAUUCGUUAUGGAUGAGGCUGACAAAUUGCUUUCUCCUGAAUUUACACCUGUGAUUGAGCAGCUCCUCUCAUUUCACCCCAAAGACCGGCAAGUCAUGCUCUUCAGUGCCACAUUUCCAAUGAUUGUCAAGUCUUUCAAAGAUAGGCACAUGCGCAACCCUUACGAGAUCAACUUAAUGGACGAGCUCACUCUUCGCGGUAUCACUCAAUACUAUGCAUUUGUGGAAGAGAAGCAGAAGGUUCACUGUCUCAAUACGCUUUUUUCCAAGCUGCAGAUCAACCAGUCCAUCAUUUUCUGCAAUUCGACUAACAGAGUGGAACUACUCGCAAAGAAAAUAACUGAAUUGGGCUAUUCAUGCUUCUAUUCACAUGCUCGCAUGCUCCAGCAACAUCGGAAUCGAGUUUUCCACGAUUUCAGAAAUGGUGUCUGCCGCAAUUUAGUAUGCUCGGAUCUGUUGACACGUGGAAUUGACAUUCAAGCUGUCAAUGUGGUCAUCAAUUUUGAUUUCCCUAAAAACGCCGAGACCUAUCUCCACCGCAUUGGCCGCUCCGGUCGUUUUGGACAUUUGGGCUUGGCAAUCAACCUUAUCAACUGGGAUGAUCGCUUCAACCUAUAUAAAAUUGAGCAAGAGUUAGGGACUGAAAUACAGCCAAUCCCACAGAACAUCGACAAGAAGCUCUAUGUAUAUGAGUCUCCGGACACAAUUCCCCGGCCAAUCUCGAAUCCCCACCCUCAAACCCAAGGAGCCACCGCAACAACAAACGCAAACACCGGUGACCGUCGCCAUCAUCACCACCCUAACGGUGGACAUUAUCAACCCAGGGGAAGAGGCUCGUACCGCGGGGGCCGUGGACAAGGUCCACGUCGCAACUUGCAAAAUGAAGUGGCUAGGUUCAACCCUUCGCAGGGGCAUCCUACCGGAAAAUCACAGGCCCCAGCGCAAGUUUCCUAG
Aspergillus puulaauensis is the source of this 1527-nucleotide messenger RNA. RefSeq names its product DExD/H-box ATP-dependent RNA helicase DHH1 (gene dhh1). Gene Ontology annotation, biological process: cytoplasmic stress granule assembly; P-body assembly. Gene Ontology annotation, cellular component: cytoplasmic stress granule; P-body. Lineage: Eukaryota; Fungi; Ascomycota; Eurotiomycetes; Eurotiales; Aspergillaceae. The record is from RefSeq and is a predicted model, not a curated record. Gene Ontology annotation, molecular function: mRNA binding; RNA helicase activity; ATP binding. The transcript is spliced from 4 exons. Bases 1 to 1527 code for a protein of 508 amino acids.